CAAAACCCUUUCUACCUCUCUCUCUCUCUAACUUUACCUUUUAACAACAAACAGAAAGAAAGAAAGGAAAUGGCAAGCGCAAAUCCAGAAACCGCCAAACUCACGCCUGCAUCGGUGGACAUGGCUAACCCAGAUGAGCUCAAGAAAGUUUUCGACCAGUUCGAUUCCAACGGCGACGGCAAGAUCUCGGUCCUCGAACUCGGCGGCGUGUUUAAGGCCAUGGGGACUUCCUACACGGAGACGGAGCUCAACCGCGUUCUGGAGGAGGUCGAUACAGAUCGCGACGGUUUCAUCAACCUGGACGAGUUCUCCACUCUCUGCCGCUCGUCUUCCUCCGCCGCAGAGAUCCGUGACGCUUUCGAUCUCUACGAUCAGGACAAAAACGGACUCAUCUCGGCCGCCGAGCUUCACCAGGUCCUAAACCGACUUGGGAUGUCUUGCUCUGUCGAGGACUGUACUCGUAUGAUCGGACCUGUGGAUGCAGACGGCGACGGGAAUGUCAAUUUCGAAGAGUUUCAGAAGAUGAUGACUUCGUCCUCCCUCAUCAACAGCAACGGAUCGGCCAAUGGAGGUUCGGCUUAGGGUUAUUGAGUAGAUCUGGAAAUGUGAUAUCAAAAAUUGGGAUAAUAAUAAUAAUAGCUAUAUAUAUGUGUGGCUUUAGGAACUCGUUUUGAAAAUGUGAUCUAUCAAUCCUCAGUCUAACUUCAAACUUCAAUAUGAGAGUAGAUCUCUUUUCAUACAUAGUUGUUGGAAGAUGUUUUUAUUAAGAUCUGCAUACUAUUGGAUACAUCAUCGUUGUUUCUCCUCUGUCUCUAUAUAUCUGAUCAAACAAAUUUGGUUU
Molecule: messenger RNA, 841 nt
Organism: Capsella rubella
Lineage: Eukaryota; Viridiplantae; Streptophyta; Magnoliopsida; Brassicales; Brassicaceae
Product: probable calcium-binding protein CML27
Exons: 1
Coding region: 70-582 (170 amino acids)
Molecular function (GO): calcium ion binding
Source: RefSeq, a predicted model, not a curated record